This is a messenger RNA of Protobothrops mucrosquamatus (brown spotted pit viper), 426 nucleotides long. Its product is annotated as integrin alpha-L-like. Lineage: Eukaryota; Metazoa; Chordata; Lepidosauria; Squamata; Viperidae. The transcript has 4 exons. The record is from RefSeq and is a predicted model, not a curated record. The annotation marks the transcript as partial.
AUGGAUGCAGAAGUCUGGAACAUCUCUGGAAUAAGCAGUUCUAAGAUUGUAUUGUGUAAUCUUGCAUUACUCUCUUACAGUGAAAAUGAGGACAAUGAAACUCUUUCAAACAACAAAGCUCAUCGUAGCAUCCCUGUAAUGUACCCCAUCAACAUCAUUGUUAAGGGGUUAGAGACAUCUAGCCAAUACAUUGACUUCAGUUCUAAGCAGCAAGAAAACAAGAACAUGACACACUCCUACCAAGUAACUAACUGGGUCCUGGGGGUGUUCCCACCGCCUAAAGUAUCGGUGUAUGUCAAAGUGCCAACUAAAGUUCCUGCUGGAUUGAUAUGGAAGAUUGAUAAAGUCCUAACUGAGGAUCCUAAUGUGAUUUGCCAGCCUGAUAAAACGAACACAACUGUGAAGAACUAUCCCAAGUUAAUUCAG